This is a messenger RNA of Talaromyces stipitatus ATCC 10500, 546 nucleotides long. RefSeq lists its product as uncharacterized. The record is from RefSeq and is a predicted model, not a curated record. The transcript is spliced from 4 exons. Bases 1 to 546 code for a protein of 181 amino acids. NCBI's taxonomy places the organism in Eukaryota, Fungi, Ascomycota, Eurotiomycetes, Eurotiales, Trichocomaceae.
AUGGAGAGGCUGGUAUAUUUGUGCCAGCACCGGUACCUGAAGAUGCCCAAGCCCAAUCCAACAAGUAUUGCAGCCAGUGACCUAUUCUGGAUAUCCAACAUCAACCGCAUCGUAUACAUUCACCAAGCCACCGGUUCCCACCUUUACACCAGCUCCUAUAACCCGCGUCCUUUGAAUCCACAUGCGCCCGGAACUCUCACAAAGUGUACUUUGUACAAGAAUGCAUUCAACGAUAUGGAUUCCGAAAUUCUCAAUUCAUGUGAGAACUGGGCAUCAGACUACAAAAUUGAAGUAGCCAGCUUGAUAAGCUGGAACCCUAGUCUGUCUACAACGAAUUGUUCUCUACAGGCAGGGUACAGCUACUGUUUGGACUCCAGUGUUCCUCCUGAAAUUUUUAACUGCUCGAGAUUUCCUGAACUGCUCAAUAUCACUGUUGCCGAUGUUAUGACAUCGAAUCCUCGGAUCGGCUCAAAUUGUGAUACUGCAUUAUGGAGUAAGCUGUCUACUGAUGGAUAUGAACAGCUUCGUGUUCAUAGGAAGCAAUGA